Molecule: messenger RNA, 2149 nt
Organism: Ipomoea nil (Japanese morning glory)
Lineage: Eukaryota; Viridiplantae; Streptophyta; Magnoliopsida; Solanales; Convolvulaceae
Exons: 8
Coding region: 477-1907 (476 amino acids)
Molecular function (GO): protein binding
Source: RefSeq, a predicted model, not a curated record
AAAUGCUGCAAAGUAAAGACGAGGGAUUUUGAAAUCAAAUCGGACGUCCCACUGUUUUACAUCCGACCCGUUCCCCGAUGUUCCCCCGUCCGUCAUCCUCCCGGACCCAUCUUCAAUUUCCGAUUGGUGUUCAGUGAGAGAUUUUGCAUGCAUAUAUACAUAUAGAGAGAGAAAAUUCACACAGUUCGAGCAUAUACGGGGAGCCUUCUCAUCUUAUCAAUCUUCUGUGUUGUUUUUUCUUCCAGCUGAAACCCGGGCUAGAAAAUCCCUAAUUUUUGGUAUCCGGGUCUUAGGAUUUAGGGUUUAAAACGCUGGGAAAUUAACAUUGGGAACCCGAAUCCGUUGUCUAUUUCACUGCCGGGAAUGUUGCGUUGGAGCUAGUAUGUCUGUGCACAUGUAAAAAGGCCUGUACUUGUCGAUGUAUUAGGGUUUAGAUUUGUAGAAUUUGGUGGGUAGCUGCGGUGGUGGAGUUGGAGAUGGACGGAAGAAGGAUAACGGCCAGUCCGCGGCCGUGCUCUGGGCGGCGUGUGGUGGCGAAGAAGCGAACUCGCAGUGGCAUUGAUGGGUUCGUUAACAGCGUUAAGAAGCUCCAAAGGAGGGAGAUUUCGUCGAAGCGUGACCGAGCGUUCAGUAUGAGCGAUGCCCAAGAGCGAUUUCGGAACAUUCGACUACAGGAGGAAUAUGAUACUCAUGAUCCUAAAGGACAUUGUGCCAUGGUACUUCCAUUUCUGAAGAAAAGGUCAAAAAUUAUUGAAAUAGUUGCUGCAUGUGACAUUGUCUUUGCUCUUGCACAGUCUGGCAUCUGUGCUGCAUUUAGUCGAGAGACCAACAAGAGGAUAUGUUUUCUGAAUGUCAGCCCAGAUGAAGUGAUACGAAGUUUGUUUUACAAUAAAAAUAAUGAUUCCCUCAUCACCGUUUCAGUUUAUGCUUUGGAUAAUUUUAGCUCCUUGAAGUGCCGGACCACAAGAAUCGAAUACAUAAGAAGGGGCAAACCAGAUGCCGGUUUUGCACUUUUUGAGUCAGAGUCAUUAAAGUGGCCUGGUUUUGUGGAGUUUGAUGAUGUAAAUGGAAAAGUGCUAACCUACUCUGCCCAGGAUAGCAUAUACAAAGUGUUUGACCUGAAGAAUUAUACGAUGUUGUAUUCCAUAUCAGAUAAAAAUGUUCAAGAGAUUAAAAUCAGUCCAGGAAUCAUGCUAUUGAUAUUUAACAAAGCAAGUUGCUAUGUUCCGCUUAAGAUUCUCUCUAUUGAAGAUGGGACUGUACUGAAAUCUUUCAACCAUAUGCUUCAUCGGAAUAAAAAGGUGGAUUUCAUUGAACAGUUCAAUGAAAAGCUACUUGUCAAACAAGAGAAUGAGAAUCUUCAGAUUCUUGAUGUCCGUAACUCUGAAUUAACAGAAGUUAGCAGAACCGAGUUCAUGACCCCUUCAGCAUUCAUUUUUCUGUACGAGAACCAGCUGUUCUUGACAUUCCGAAACAGAACAGUUGCUGUCUGGAACUUCCGAGGGGAGCUUGUAACUUCAUUCGAGGAUCAUCUUUUGUGGCAUCCUGAUUGUAAUACUAACAACAUUUACAUAACUAGUGACCAGGACCUAAUCAUCUCCUACUGUAAAGCCGAUUCUUAUGAGUCUCUAUCAGAAGGAACUGCUGGCUCUAUCAAUAUCAGCAAUAUUUUGACAGGGAAGUGCCUUGCUAAAAUAAAAGCAACCGACGCUGUUGCCACGAACGAUUGCAAUUGCACUGCCCGCUGUGGUGGUAGGAGCUGCAAGUCGAAGCGUGUCCAAGCGUCUAGAAUUAGGAGCACGGUUGCAGAGGCCCUGGACGAUAUCACCGCCCUCUUUUACGAUGAGGAGCGCAACGAGAUCUAUACUGGCAAUAGGUGUGGACUGGUCCAUGUGUGGUCUAACUGAAGGGCCUGUGUUCAAGGUGGAAUGAACAACUCAAAACUGCAACCUCUGCAGUUGUACCAUUAGGCACUGAUGUUUCUGUUUACUUUGUAGCAUUUUCUGGGCUCCCCACAAUACUUAAGUGGGGAGGAUGUUGCAUCUGUCAUCUAUUAACAUUGUGGUAUAUUUUUUGUUAAUAAUUUGACUUGUUGGGGGAUUUGCAUAUGCAUAUGCAUAUGCCCCCUUUUGAUUGAGACAAUACAUCA